UUUCGCUUGCACCCCUGGUAUCGCACAUCUCAAAAAAUUGUUUUUUCACGAGAAAUUGUGCCUGUUUAUAAAUUUUUUUUAAUUUAUGGCGGACCAAUUAAUCAACGAAGGCGACCAGCCAGCGCCACUGAUGUCCAUACGCCUCGACCAACAACAUGACGACAAUGCGGCGACAGCGAUCAAUGGGAAUGGUAAUGGCAGUGUAGUGGAUGCACCCGGCGACGAUGCUGAGGACAGUGUUGAUGGUGAGAAACCGGCCACUGAAUUGGUUCUGCCCAAGGCUCUGGAGGACGUGCUGGCCCUGAAGGACCAAAGAGUGGCCGAAUUUGACGUGGAUGCCGAUUCCCUGGGUGGCAGCGGGGGAGGAGCUCUGCAGGACGGCGAUGACGCCGAUGUGGGGGAGGACAGUGAUGAUGAUGCUGUGAACCAGGUGAAUGGCACUGGCGGUGAUAAGACGGGAAAGCAGAGCAAAGCGGAAAAGAACAAAAAGAAAAAACGCCGCAAGAAGCAAAAUAGGAAAAUACGGCAGCUUUUGGAGUACGAGAGACAACAGCAGUUGGCCCACGUAGAUGAGGCCGGAGCAGAGCCGGAGGUCACAGAGCCAGUGGCUGAGGAGGCUAAAGCGCCGGCCAGUGACGAAGAGCAGGAGAGGCAAGAGAAGGAUAGUAGAAAGGACAAGCAUAGAGAGAGUCGCAGCAGGAAAAAGAAGGAUCGCAGCGAUGAGAAGGAAAAGGAAAAGAAGCUCGCAGAGGGCAGCAAACUUGACGUAACCAUUGAGUAUGUGCCUGAGAAGAUAACCAUUGCAGAUCUGGCGCCCAUGUAUCGCCAGUUCUACAGAGUCUUUGAACUCUUCAAGUUGGAAAAUAAACCGAAGCCUGUGGAAAAGGACAAGUUGGCCCUGGACUCGGAGACGGUGGCUAAGGCUAAAAAGGCCGCAGACAAGCUGCAUGAUGACGACGACGAUGAUGGCGACGAGGACGAAGAAAAGGAGGACAAGGAGAAAUUAUCCAAAAGAAAGCUCAAGAAGUUGACGCGUCUCAGUGUGGCGGAACUUAAGCAAUUAGUCUCCCGUCCCGAUGUCGUUGAGAUGCACGACGUGACGGCUCGUGAUCCCAAAUUGCUGGUCCAACUGAAGGCCUACCGGAACACAGUGCAAGUGCCUCGACAUUGGUGCUUCAAGCGGAAAUAUCUGCAGGGGAAGCGUGGCAUUGAGAAGCCACCAUUCGAUCUGCCAGCCUUUAUCAAGAAGACGGGCAUCAUGGAGAUGCGAGAGUCGCUCCAAGAGCGCGAGGACGCCAAGACGCUCAAGGCAAAGAUGCGUGAACGUGUGCGUCCAAAGAUGGGCAAGAUUGACAUUGAUUACCAAAAACUGCACGAUGCCUUCUUCAAGUGGCAGACAAAGCCCCGCAUGACCAUCCAUGGCGAUCUCUACUACGAGGGCAAGGAAUUUGAGACGCGACUUAAAGAGAAGAAGCCGGGCGAUCUAUCCGAAGAGCUGCGCAUUGCUCUGGGCAUGCCGGUGGGGCCCAACUCGCACAAGAUUCCGCCGCCAUGGUUGAUUGCCCAGCAGCGCUACGGACCGCCGCCAUCAUAUCCGAAUCUGAAAAUUCCUGGACUCAAUGCGCCCAUUCCAGAGGGUACAUCGUUCGGUUACCAUGCAGGCGGCUGGGGUAAGCCGCCCGUCGAUGAGAACGGCAAGCCCUUGUAUGGUGAUGUAUUUGGCACCAGUAUAUUGGACUUGGAUAACGGCAUCGAUGAGGCUGACAUCGAGCGCAAUCAAUGGGGCGAACUGGAAUCAGAGUCGGAGGAGUCCUCCGAAGAGGAGGAGGAAGACGGUGAAGAUCUCGGCGAUCAGCAGGAUGAAACUGGUCUGGUUACCCCGGUCGAGGGUCUUGUGACACCAUCAGGGCUGACCAGUGUGCCAGCCGGCAUGGAGACGCCCGAGAACAUUGAACUACGUAAAAAGAAAAUUGAAGCUGAAAUGGAGGACAAUGAAACCCCCGUACUGUAUCAAGUGCUGCCGGAGAAGCGCACAGACCGCAUAGGCGCUUCCAUGAUGGGAUCGACGCACGUCUAUGACGUUAGUGGUGGUGGAAUGGCCAACAAACAGCCUGCAGCUCGCACCACAACGGAUCGUGAGGGCAUUGUGGAAUUGGCCCUGGAUCCCAGCGAAUUGGACAUGGACAAUGACGCCAUGGCCCAGCGGUACGAGCAACAGAUGCGCGAGCAACAGAAUCACCUGCAGAAGGAGGAUCUAUCGGAUAUGUUGGCCGAGCAUGUGGCACGCCAGAAAUCGAAGCGCAAGCGACAGCAAACGGAUCCGGCAAAGGCCACAAAGAAGUACAAGGAGUUCAAGUUUUAGUUUUAAAUCUUCUACAAUAAAAAACUAAUUUUCCAUUUGUGCUUCAUGAAUGUCAUUAAAAAUAGUAACUAA
Drosophila obscura is the source of this 2434-nucleotide messenger RNA. RefSeq names its product splicing factor 3B subunit 2 (gene Sf3b2). The record is from RefSeq and is a predicted model, not a curated record. Lineage: Eukaryota; Metazoa; Arthropoda; Insecta; Diptera; Drosophilidae. Gene Ontology annotation, biological process: mRNA splicing, via spliceosome. Gene Ontology annotation, cellular component: nucleus; U2-type spliceosomal complex; catalytic step 2 spliceosome.